GGCCAAACCAAUCGUGAUAGGUGUAUACACGCAUGUGCCUCACUCACACGCGUUAUGAUGAGGCCCUUCCGAACUGAGAGAGGCAUGCAAGCCAGGUUUUUGAUUGGGUGUCGAGAGCUAAUGUAAACAGUAAAAAAUGAAAUGGCCCACUAUUACAGUCACUUACAGAGUAAAACCCCACAUGUGGUAAUUGCUAGUUCCACAAUGGGUACGUGUUUCUACAAUUCCAAGUGUCCCCCUCUCCUUCCUCUCUGCUCCAUGCUGCCCUUCUCCUAUAGGCCACCUCCCUCCCUUAAAACAACCGUUUCAUCAUCCCUUUCACAAAAGCACUUACCAUCUUCCUCUGCCCUUGCCAUCCCUCACAGCUCUCUGCCUUCUACAUUCCUCGUUCUAAGGCUUUUGCCAUUGCAGAACUUGAGCUUUGUGCAGCUAGCUGAGAUUCGAGAAUUUCGCAACCAUGAUCAAGACACUGAAUCCUUACAACUCCACCAACACGGCAAAAACCGCUGAGAUUAUGUCCAGGUACAGGCCUAUAGCACCGAGGCCUGAGACUAGUCCGAUCACCCCCACAGGUGAGAGCCCUGCCCUGUCCCAGAAGAUCAGGGACUCCCCUUACCUUAGGAACCUCUGGCCUCAAUUGCAGGCAAGACCCACAAGAACCAGGAAGAGAGGGCGAGCUGCAAUUUCGCCACCAACCCUGAAAAGGCAGAGAACAAACCAUGUCUUUGGGCUCUCUCCUGCUUGCCAUGUCACCUCCCCUGUCAAAACUCUAACCUUGGAUGGUUUUACUCAUCCUCUCACACAGCUUGCAUUGCCGAACCAGCUUGGAUCAGCCAGCACCUGCCUAGAAAGCACCAGUCUGGUGACUCUGCCUCUUCUAUCUUACCCAUCUUCACUCUCCAUUGUCCCUAACCAAGCUGUGGUGACCAACCAAGCAGCCCCGCCGGCUGAACUCAAUUUACCGAGACCUUCUGGAGGAGAUGAGAAGCUCAUAGAUUUGAACUCUGAAGCUGAAAUUCCAGAGGAGAAGGAUCUGCUGAAGCAACUGCAAGGAAUCCCAUCCCCUACUACUCCUACCACCCCCAGUGUCAUAUCACCUCAGCCAAUUCGACCUGUGGGCUCGAGCAUUAGUGUCGGCUGCAUCAACACAGACUCAAACUUAGCCCAAGCUGUGCAAGCUCCUAAGAAGCCAGAGGAUGUAGAGUCGGAGGUGGAGUUGGAGGCACUGCCGGCGAUCAUUUCAGAUUCACACAACAAGGUGAGGAUGGCAAAUGCAGCUUACAAGGAGAUGGUUGGUCAGCCAGAGUGUUCCUGGCUCGAUUCGAUGGUGGCGACCUCGUGCAAAAGGAUCGGUGGGGAGGUUGCACUACAGCUUUCGGAUACAAGGGUGCCAACUUCAUCAAAUGGGUUUUCAUGCUGGGUGAGGAUUGAGUGGGGAAAUGAAAUGGACAAGCAUGCUGUCAAUGCUUUCUGUGAUGUGAUGAAACUAGCCUGCGAGUCCAAGGACUACCUCUUCACUUGGAGGUUCCACACCCACAGCAGAGAAGCUUCUCAGUCCAGUUCUAAUGAAAUUGCAUCUUGUAACUAA
Molecule: messenger RNA, 1588 nt
Organism: Argentina anserina (silverweed cinquefoil)
Lineage: Eukaryota; Viridiplantae; Streptophyta; Magnoliopsida; Rosales; Rosaceae
Exons: 1
Coding region: 458-1588 (376 amino acids)
Source: RefSeq, a predicted model, not a curated record